Ochotona princeps (American pika) is the source of this 981-nucleotide messenger RNA. RefSeq names its product T-cell surface glycoprotein CD1a-like. Gene Ontology annotation, cellular component: external side of plasma membrane. Gene Ontology annotation, molecular function: lipopeptide binding; endogenous lipid antigen binding; exogenous lipid antigen binding. Lineage: Eukaryota; Metazoa; Chordata; Mammalia; Lagomorpha; Ochotonidae. Gene Ontology annotation, biological process: antigen processing and presentation, exogenous lipid antigen via MHC class Ib; immune response; positive regulation of T cell mediated cytotoxicity. The transcript has 5 exons. Bases 1 to 981 code for a protein of 326 amino acids. The record is from RefSeq and is a predicted model, not a curated record.
AUGGCAUUUCUGCUACUUGGAUUUCUAGUUGCUCUCUUCCUAGGUGCAGACAACACAGAUGGUUUUGACAGACCUAUCUCCUUCCAACUUAUUAAAAUUGCAUCAUUUUAUAACCAUUCCUGGGUACAGAAUCUGGGCUCAGGUUGGCUGGAUGAGUUGGAGACUCAUCGCUGGGAAAUGAACUCCAGCACCAUCAAAUAUGUGAAGCCUUGGUCCAGAGGCAACUUCAGUAAUAAGCAGUUUGCAGACAUGGAACGUCAUAUCCAUUUGUACUUGGUUACAUCAACUCGAGUAAUUCAGAAGAAUGUCAAUAUGUUCCAGUAUGAGUACCCUUUUGAGAUCCAGGUGUCAAUAGGCUGUGAGCUGCAGUCUGAGGCAACCUCAGUGGGCUUUGCGCGGAAAGCUUAUCAAGGAACUGAUUUGCUGAGCUUGGAGAACAAUUCGUGGUUGCCAUCUCCACAGGGUGGAAGUAGAGCCCAGAACCUCUGCAGAUACUUUGAUCUUAACAAAACUUUCAAAGAAACAAUACAAAAAUUUAUCAGUGACACCUGUCCACAUUUUGUUUUGGGACUACUUGAAGCAGGCAAGGAAGAACUCCAGCGACAGUUGAAGCCUGAAGCCUGGCUGUCCAGUGGCUCCAGUCCUGGUCCUGGUCGUCUGCUGCUGGUCUGCCGUGUGUCUGGCUUCUACCCAAAGCCUGUGCUGGUGAUGUGGAUGCGGGGUAACCAGGAGCAGCCUGGCACUGAACGAAGUGAUGUCCUGCCCAAUGCUGAUGGCACGUGGUAUCUCCGAGUAACCCUGGAGGUGACAGCUGGAGAGGCGGCCGGCUUGUCCUGUCGAGUGCAGCACAGCAGUCUGGGAGACCAGGACAUCAUCCUUCACUGGGAGCAUCAAAAUUCCAUUGUCUUCAUUCUCCUGGCAGUGAUACUGGUCCUGGCUCUUCUGGCUGGUCUUGUGUUUUGGUUAAGAAAGCUCUGGUGA